Rosa rugosa (rugosa rose) is the source of this 893-nucleotide messenger RNA. RefSeq lists its product as uncharacterized. The transcript is spliced from 3 exons. NCBI's taxonomy places the organism in Eukaryota, Viridiplantae, Streptophyta, Magnoliopsida, Rosales, Rosaceae. The record is from RefSeq and is a predicted model, not a curated record. Gene Ontology annotation, molecular function: nucleic acid binding; RNA-DNA hybrid ribonuclease activity. Bases 169 to 885 code for a protein of 238 amino acids.
CAGUGUUGGGAACAUGCUUGCAGAAUUGAAAAUGGAUGUGAAUUUAGUACUUCAUGUAUUCAAAAUACACACAGAAAUAUCAAACUUUUAAAUCGACUGUGCCCUGUAAAUCCCCCAAAUAAACAAGUAUUCGAUUUUGGCGUAUUUCAAGAUGCUUUACAAUCCGGCAUGCAAAGAUCAACAAACUUUCCACAAAAGUUCUUGCAAUGUUUAUCGUGGGGCAUACGAAAUAUGAGUUCUUUUGGUUCAAACCUCAGUGCUACCAGUACAAAUGGAGGGGAAAACUUGCUUGUGGUUGUCUUUUCGAUAUUUGGAUUAGGACUGUUUAUGUAUCUCCUGGGGCAUAUGCAGGCUGCAAGGAUUCCUGAAAAAGUCAAACUGGGGCGCCAAGUUAAGCCUUGGUGUCCUCCUUCAGCUGGUUGGCUUAAGGCCAAUAUAGAUGGGGCAUUUCACAUGACCACCUGGUCGGGGGGUUUGGGUGUGGUAAUCAGGGAUUCUGUUGGUACGGUGGUGGCUGGUGCCUGUGGGACUUGUACUGAUGUUGCUUCUCCUGUGGUAGUUAAGGCCUUGGCUUGUCGGUUGGCAUGCAAGGUAGUAGUGGAUAACGAUCUUGGGCCAGUCAUGUUUGAGGCUGAUUGUCUACAAGUUGUGCAAGCUAUUUGUGCUGAAGGUGAGGAUACCUCAGAUUUUGGCAGAAUUAUUGAUGAUAUCUCUUCUUUAUUAUCUUCUCUAGCAGGAUCAUUCUUUUCUCAUGUUUAUAGGGAAUCGAAUAAACUAGCACAUAAGGUGGCUAAGUAUGCCUUGUUGUCUGGUGCACAAGUUUCAUGGAGUGGGCAUGUCCCUCCAGGACUUGAUGGACUUUUUUCUACUCUUUGUACACGUUAAUUCAUCAA